ACACAACACCCUUGACCAGACUACAGUCUACCGGUACUAAGGAUAGUGCAAGCUCGCACUGCCGCACUGCCAGCAGUGCAUCUCUCAACACUUACACAUUCGCUUUCACAAGCUUUCAGCGCUUCAGCGAUCUUCGAGCGCCCUUCCAGCGAGUUUGAGCUUUCGUUAGCGAUUCUGCUUUCAGCGCCCCCACGCGCCCUCAGCAGCGCCGCUUUCUGCGGUUACCUGCCACCAUUAGCAGCAGCCAUGGCUUCGCUGCAGUCUGCGCGCAGGCCAGGGGCUCCUUGCACCAGCCCUCGGAGGGCGCCCUGGACAUGCUCGAGCAUGGACCGUUCACAGUCAGCACUCCGAGCGCCCGCCAUCCCCCCCUAUCGGCGCUCGACCUCCGCCCUCCCCAAACCUGUCCAGGCCCCCUCCAGCCUCCGCCCCAUCAGGACAAAACCCGCGCACCCCGUCUCUCCCGCCACCAGCCUCCGCAUGAUCCCCGAGCACUCCCCCUGCUCGUUCAGCUCAGGCAGCAGCCCGUUCAGCAUCACAUCCCCCACAUCGAGCAUCGACCCGAUCCCAUGGGAUGCCGCGCCCUUCAUUGGGCUGGCAGAGGUGGAGGCGCGCAGGCGGCGGGAGUCCCUCGAGGCGGCGCUGAGGAACAGGAAGGUCUUCAGGCCUGCGGGGGUUGCGGGGAAGGGCACCCACAGGAGGGCGGAGCUGCCGGCGCGGCCGCAGCCGUCCCCGCCCAAGUUCCAGGAGUUUCACCUCAGGACGGAGGUGAAGGGCGCUGCGGCGCAGGCGGAGGUGGCGCGGAAGCGCGCGCUCAAGGAGGUGUGCAUCCAGCUGGAGGCCAACCGCUUCCGCGCCACGCCUGCGCCGGAUUCGCUGAAGCGCGGGCCGCCCGUGAUCUUGACACGGACGUCUCCUCUGAGACGGGCGGCCCUGCGGCGGCAGGCGGCAGGGGCAUGUGGCAGGACGGCAGUAGCAGGCACUAGAACACGGCAGUAGUGUAAAGCCAUACACGUAGUUGACCACAUUGCGCAGGCACUGCAGCGGCAGGGCCUGCAAAAUUUAGGUUUCAGAUUACCUCUAGUUGAUCAACGGAACUGCUUGCGUUAGAUACAGACUGCUUGCCUGCUACUGCCAUAGCUUAGAAACUAUCAACUGAAAGGUCGAACUUUGUCCUGCCACAGUAACUUAAUCUGCCCCUGCCCCUCCAC
Messenger RNA from Klebsormidium nitens, 1208 nucleotides. The record is from the annotation of a GenBank genome assembly. NCBI's taxonomy places the organism in Eukaryota, Viridiplantae, Streptophyta, Klebsormidiophyceae, Klebsormidiales, Klebsormidiaceae.